This is a messenger RNA of Paralichthys olivaceus (Japanese flounder), 306 nucleotides long. NCBI's taxonomy places the organism in Eukaryota, Metazoa, Chordata, Actinopteri, Pleuronectiformes, Paralichthyidae. The record is from RefSeq and is a predicted model, not a curated record.
AUGGUCACACCACUCGAUGUGCCGGGAUGUCCCUCCAUGUACCACCACAACGAGGGCUACCCAAACCCGCAGCACAGCAAUGAAGGCUACCUGUUUGAAAAUGACUCCCGUGUGGUUCCAGAGAAGUUCGAAGGUGAGGUGAAGCAGGAGGGCGGCGGUGUUUUCCGCGAGGGCACGCCUUACCAGCGCCGCGGCUCUUUGCAGCUCUGGCAGUUCCUGGUGGCCCUGCUGGACGACCCGGGCAACGCCCACUUCAUCGCCUGGACCGGCCGCGGCAUGGAGUUCAAACUCAUCGAACCCGAGGAG